AGUUACCGACUAUCUUCAUUUGCAACACAUCAUAUUUGAUCAGAGUCAACUAAUUACAGAACAAGAACAAACAUUGAACUAUUUGAGAGUCAUAUUCAAACAAAUCUUGCAGGCGACAUUUGAGUCAGACGAAUACUCUCCAAACCCAUUGACUUCUGAGAUUGCUACAAACUUGGUUACAUUGUUAAUGAGUGAUUUAGUCUUGAAUAGGCUUGUGGAAAAGUUAUCAUCCCCUGAAUUUAUAUUAGUGACUGUUGUAAACACGAUAGUAACCAAAUUAAUUGAUUUGAUUAAUGGGAAGAAUAGAGUUGUCACACAGACUAGGACCGGCUGGAGUGCUAAGCUUAAACAAUUCCUAAAUUCUUCAUAUCACAAGAUUAGUGACUUCAUUGUGAAUAUUUCAUAUGGUACGAAAAACAUAAUUCAAGGUUCACCCGAAGAAGAAGAUAUUCCGUUUGACGUAUUUGACAAUUCCUUGGUGAAGCUAAUAAACACAAUAACUAAUUUCAGUGAACGAAAGCCAUUAGUGACAAACUUUCUCACAUUUAUUAGAAGUGCAUUAAAAUUGAACGAGAAAUUGAAUAUGAAAGUGAAUUCUAUUUGUUCCAGAUACAUUGCCAAUAAAAUCAAGACUUCAUUGACUGAGGAUUUCAUAUCAGGAGUCAUAUCUGACUUACGAAUAAAGCUAUUCUAUCCGGAGAACAACUCAGAUAAUGAAGAAGUUACACCUACAGUCAACCACAUAACUGACAAAUUCAUAGAUUUGUACCAGGAUAGAUUACCCCAACUUCUUGGGGGAUACGUUGGGUCCAAUUUGCUCAAGUAUGAUAAAGAAUCCGACCAAGAGCAACGGGAAUCUAUAAAACGAAUGUUGAUAAUUUUUAACCUGGUAGAUAUCAAGGAUGAGAUUGGCCAACCAGCUACCAGAAUGAACAAACUACUAAUUAUGAAAGUUUUGGAUUGUAUAGUUGCAAAUUUAUACCCAGAAUUAUUAUGAUCACGUGAUGAAGUAAUUCUGAUCCCGAGAGGGUCAGUUGAUUUUUUUUUAAGUAUUUUUAUACGAAUAUACGAAAUC
Molecule: messenger RNA, 1075 nt
Organism: Spathaspora passalidarum NRRL Y-27907
Lineage: Eukaryota; Fungi; Ascomycota; Pichiomycetes; Serinales; Debaryomycetaceae
Exons: 1
Coding region: 188-997 (269 amino acids)
Source: RefSeq, a predicted model, not a curated record